Messenger RNA from Bacillus rossius redtenbacheri, 1485 nucleotides. It is a transcript of the gene Unc50, whose product is annotated as protein unc-50 homolog. Gene Ontology annotation, cellular component: Golgi membrane. Bases 380 to 1198 code for a protein of 272 amino acids. The record is from RefSeq and is a predicted model, not a curated record. The transcript is spliced from 8 exons. Lineage: Eukaryota; Metazoa; Arthropoda; Insecta; Phasmatodea; Bacillidae.
UACUCAGUAACGAAUACAUACGGUUUGCUACAGCUCUAGUGUUUUAACGUAGCAAAAUCUUAAAUAUCAAGUGUUUACACUUUCGUUGCACUUUAAGUACUGAAACGUUGAAACCAAGAAGGCGUCUUUCUGUUACUAAUUUUACUGUAGCCUAAAUAUUCACUCUACAGGACUUUUUACUUGACGCUUUGCUUGACGUAUACUUUUGACUUUAGUUGUAUUGUCGUUUUAUUUGUGAUUUUGUGAUGUAUAUCGCGUAAAAUCGUAUUUGUGUAAUUUUUAUCAUAGCGUAAAAUAUGAUCGGUUUUAUUACAAUGAGCAGGUGAUGUUUAUCUUUUUGAUGGAAUGUUAGAAAUGAUCGUAAGAGAAGGUUGCGAGUAUGAAUUCUAAGCACCAAAGCUCUCCAGCUCCUAGCCGCAGUGUGUCGCAGAGCAGCAUUAUCAGAGCCGGCUCACCUCUUCCAGUGCCAGUGUCGUACAGAAUGGAUUGCAUGUCAGCAGCAGCAAAGCGUUACAAAUAUUUACGACGCCUUGUCAAGUUUCAGCAAAUGGACUUUGAAUUUGCAUUUUGGCAAAUGUGGUAUCUUUUCACUUCACCUCAGAAAGUUUAUAGGAUAUUUCAGUCACGAAAACAAACAAAAGCUCAGUUUGCAAGAGAUGAUCCGGCAUUUCUUGUUCUUCUAAGUGCAUGGCUAUGCGGGUCUUCAAUAGGUUUUGCCUUUGUCCUUAAGCUUGGGUUUGUAGGAUUCAUUAAAUUUCUGUUGUACGUGGUCUUUGUCGAUUGCAUAGGCAUUGGCUUGGUAAUUGCCACUUUCUUCUGGUUUAUCAGUAACAAAUAUUUCAUCAAGCCUUCUUGCAGAGACCAAGAUGUGGAGUGGGGUUAUGCAUUUGACAUUCAUUUGAAUGCAUUUUUCCCAUCGCUAGUCAUAUUGCACGUGUUCCAACUUUUCUUCUACCACGUUUUAAUAAGACAUGACUGGUUUGUGUCAAGGUUGUUCGGCAACUCUCUGUGGCUGCUAGCUUUGGGAUACUACAUCUACAUCACAUUCUUAGGCUACAGUUGUCUGCCUAUUCUUGAGAAGACACAAGUGCUAUUGUAUCCUUUAACAAUACUUGUGCUUGUGUACAUAGUAACACUUGUGAUCCACUGGAAUGUUACUGUGUGGUUGAUGGACUUUUACAAGAACAGAGUUUUGUGAUUGAGUUGUGGCCAUGAACAAGACUGACUGAAACUAUCUGAGCAGUGAUUGUGAUGCAGAGUCUUCAUGAAUUUAUACAGUGGAGUGAUAUUUGUGCGAGUGCUUGCUUUCUCUUAUGUUGAUAAAUUAUAUAUACAAUAACCCUGACAGGACAAAACAGUACUAGUGAAUAAUUAUUUAAGUUUUUGAAUUAUUCUAUAUCUUUUAUUUAUAUGAUUAUAUGUUUAAACUUGUGUAAUUGUGGAAAAAUUUGUUUUAAAAAAAUGUAUAACUAAUUAUAUUGUGAA